This is a messenger RNA of Trichomonas vaginalis G3, 2121 nucleotides long. Its product is annotated as glucose-6-phosphate 1-dehydrogenase (G6PD) family. Gene Ontology annotation, biological process: pentose-phosphate shunt; glucose metabolic process; pentose-phosphate shunt, oxidative branch. Gene Ontology annotation, molecular function: glucose-6-phosphate dehydrogenase activity; 6-phosphogluconolactonase activity; NADP binding. The record is from RefSeq and is a predicted model, not a curated record. The transcript has a single exon. NCBI's taxonomy places the organism in Eukaryota, Parabasalia, Trichomonadida, Trichomonadidae. Bases 1 to 2121 code for a protein of 706 amino acids.
AUGUCAGGAUAUAGCAAGCCUCUUAAGUCCAAAUCGAUCGCCAUUGUCAUAUUUGGUGCCACAGGCGAUUUAUCAAUGAGAAUGCUUCUUCCUUCUCUUGAAUCCAUUCACUCCUAUGAUCCAUUUAACGAAGCUUCACUCAUUAUCGGUGUUGCCAGGAAUGAAUACAAGGAUUCCGAGAUCAAGGAGAAGAUCAGUGGUUCCAUUGAGAAAUACUCACGCACCCACAACGAAAAAGAAGAGCAAAACUUGAAUGACUUCUUAAAGCACGUCAAAUUCAUCUCAGGUGACUUCACAGACCCAGCAACAUACGAAAAGCUCAAAGCUUUACUCGAUCAGCAUCAGUUGGAGGGUGUUCUCGUUUACUUUGCAACACCACCAUCAUUAAUCCAGAAAAUCUCCGACAAUCUUUACAAUGCUGGUCUCUCCACAAACAAGGACAGAUGGGUCCGUAUCGUUAUUGAGAAACCAUUCGGUUCUUCCUACGAAACAGCUUUGGCAUUGAACGACAGUCUUCAUGAGAAGUUCAAUGAAGAAGAUAUCUAUCGUAUCGACCACUACCUUGCCAAAGAGACUGUCAUGAACAUUUUCACGUUCAGAUGGGGAAAUACAAUUUGGGAACCACUUUGGAACAGAAACUACAUCUCUCACGUUGAGAUUUUAGUUGCUGAGUCCGUCGAUGUCGGCAACAGAACAGGUUACUACGAUGGUGUUUCUGUCAUCCGUGAUAUGAUUCAGAACCACUUGCUCCAAAUGUUGGCCAUUGUUGCCAUGGAACCACCAAGUGAGAUGACUGCCAAGUCCAUCCGUGAUGAAAAAGUCAAAGUUUUACGAGCAAUUAGAUCAAUCAAGAAACAAGACGUCAUCCUUGGCCAAUACCUCGGUUACAAAGAGCACAAAGGUGUUUCUAAGGACUCAACAACACCAACAUUCGCUUACAUCAGGUUCUUCAUCGAUAACUGGAGAUGGAAAGACGUUCCAUUCUACAUCUGCUCAGGCAAAGCUCUUGCUGAGAAGAAGUCAUGCAUCAAACUCGUCUUCCAUGAAGUUCCUCAUGCCAUUUUCGGAGAUUCAACAAUCAACAAGCCAAAUGUUCUCGAAAUCAAAGUCCAGCCACAUGAAGGUAUCAUUCUCAAGCAACACGUCAAAGUUCCAGGUGUUGGCUUGUCCACAGCAAAGAUUCCUCUUUCAUUCUACUACAAGGACAAGUUUGGCGAGAAUGCUUUACAAGGCGCUUACGAGCGUGUUAUUCUUGAUGCCAUCCAUGGUGAUCAGUCCUUCUUCCCACGUUCCGAUGAAAUUGAGCAGUGCUGGAAGAUUGUUGAGCCAAUUCUCAAAGAUUCAUAUCCAGAAAUCAUUCCAUACGCCCAGAAGAUGGAUAUAACAACAGGAACAACGAAGAGAAACAGAGUUAACCAAGCAACUCUCGCUGUUUUCAGAGAUGCACAAGAAUUAGUUCAAUCAGUCACAGAAAGAUUGACAAGAUUGAUUGUUGAUACAGUUGAAAAGAAGGGAACAUGCACAAUUGCAUUGAGUGGAGGUUUGGCACCUCGCCCAAUUUAUUCUCUUCUUGCAACAGCACCUUAUACAUCAAGAAUCGAUUUCUCAAAGGUCCACAUUUUCUUUGUUGCUGAGAGAUGCGUUCCUCCAACAGAUAUCCACAGUAACUACAACAUGAUCAACGAGAUGUUCCUCAAGUACUUGAAGAUUCCUGAAGGAAACAUCCACAGAAUGAAGGGAGAGUUGGAUUACAAGGUUGGAGCUAAAGAUUACGAAGAAGAAAUUAAGAAGUAUUUCAACUCUGAAAAUCCGGAGUUCGACAUCAUCCUCUUAGGAUUAGGUUUCGAAGGACAUACUGCAUCUCUCUUCCCAGGUACAGAUGCUAUCAAUGAUCACCAGUCUUUGAUCAUCGGAAAUAUCGUUCCUCAUGAUAACCUUUCAAGAAUCACUAUGGGUGCUAAGAUCAUCAACAAUGCAAACAACAUCAUUAUGAUCAACACUGAAGCUGAGAACAAGGAUAUCAUUGACUUGGUCUUCAACGCUCCAUUCGUUCCAGCAAUGAUCCCUGCUCAGCUCAUCCAGCCAACACAUGGCAAGUUAACAUGGUUCACUAUCAACUAA